UGGCAGGCGUACGAGCUUUCCACGCUGACAGGCACCCAAGUUCUGCUGCUGGUGGCCAGUGAGACAGGCCACGUGUAUACCUUUGCUACACGGAAGCUGCAGCCCAUGAUCACCAGUGAGACGGGGAAAGCACUGAUUCAGACGUGUCUCAACUCCCCGGACUCGCCACCGCGCUCAGAUCCCACCACUGACCAACGCAUGAGCGCCACAGGCUUUGAGGAGACGGACCUUACCUACCAGGUGUCGGAGUCGGACAGCAGUGGGGAGACCAAGGACACGCUGAAGCCAGCAUUCACAGUCACCAACCUGCCAGGGACGACAUCCACCAUCCAGACAGCCCCAACCACAUCGACCUCCAUGCAGGUCAGCAGUGGCCCCUCGUUUCCCAUCACUAAUUACCUGGCGCCUGUAUCUGCCAGCCUCAGCCCCAAUGCUGUCACCAGUGCCAAUGGAACAGUGCUGAAGACUACUGGAGCCAGCGCAGUGACAUCAGGGGGCCUCAUGCAGAUACCAACCGGCUUCACCCUCAUGUCAGGUGCUUCCCUUCCUCCGGGGACCCCUACCAUUCCUCUCACUCAGUUACAGCCGCACUCCCUGGCUCUUUCCAGUCAGCAGCAGGGCCAGGCGAUUGCGGGUACGGCUGGACAGCUGCAGCAGGCACAGCAGACAGUCUUCCGCUUCCCUGCCAGAGCUGGAGGGCAGAUCGUGUCGCUGACAGGUGGUACUAUGGCUCAGCAGGUCCCAGUCCAAGCGAUACAGGUGCACCAGGCACCGCAGCAGAUGUCCCCUUCCAGUGACAGCAGCACUGAUCUUACUCAGACCUCUUCUAGCGGAACAGUGACCCUCCCAGCAACCAUCAUGACGUCGUCCGUGCCAACCACGGUGGGUGGUCACAUGAUGUACCCCAGUCCACACGCGGUGAUGUACGCGCCCACGUCUGGCCUUGCGGAUGGUGGGCUUGCAGUCCUCAACGCUUUCUCGCAGGCGCCCUCAGCCAUGCAGGUGUCCCACAGCCAGGAUCAGGCAGGUGGCGUUCCCCAGGUGUUCCUGACGGCUCCCUCAGGCACUGUUCAGAUCCCAGUCUCAGCUGUGCAGCUUCACCAGAUGGCUGUCAUCGGGCAGCAGAGCAGCAGUGGCAGUAGCCUGACGGAGCUGCAGGUGGUCAACUUGGACACCUCACAUGGCACCAAGAGUGAGUGAGGCCUCUGCUGCUGGCCUUGUGCUGUCCCUGGCCUGUCACACCGGUGCCAGCAGCAAUUUCUUCUCGUACAGACUGCACCAGUUAUUUAUUGUUGCCUUUUCACGUUUCCUUCACCUACACAUGCACACACACACGCACGCACACAUCCCCCAGCCCUCCCCAAACACAUGGGCCACAUGUGUGGGGCUGCUGGACCCACACCAAGGGUGGAGCCGUGCUGGGGCCAGGCUUGGGGGGGCGUCUGGAUGCUGCGAUAGCCGCGCUAGUCUCACGCCAGCCAAAGAAACUUGUCCCUCAUGAGUAGGGCGUGCUCUGCGCUGUAAAUAAAUCCCGCGGGCCAUUCCCACUUGGAGUCUUUGGCAUCCUUCAGGAUGCUCCAAGUUGCCUCGGGCCCAUGUCUGUCCCGCAGGCUGCAGCCCAAAGUGGCAUGGGCUAAGGCUGUGCUGCUGGCCUCAGCAAUGUGCCUUUGGGAGGGGUGACAYGUCCUGGCUGCAGCAGCUCAUUUGGGAAAGGGUGCUCAGCUCUGCUGUGCAUGGCAGGCUCAGCCCGUGCGUGCUCCCCCUGGACAGAGGUGGGGGGCUCCUCAGGCAGGUGCUACCUGCAGCCUGGGGCCUCAUUGCCCUUGUAUGCACUACAGCGAGCCUCAGCCCUCGGUGCCUCCUUGGUGGGCUGCCCAGCAGGGGCACAGCCAACCGCUCUGCCGUCCUUGCACCGCCAGAGCGGUGCCCAGUACCACGAGGAUUCCCCAGAGACCUUUGGUUGCACUCUGCAGCCAGCCCAGCCCCACGCUCUUGUCUUGACCCACACUGCGAGCAGCGUAGUCUACGUUAUAUCUGGCGGGGGGGGAUGCAUCUGAGCAUCACCCGCAUUCCCCUGCAGUUCUGGCCAGCGCUUCCUAAAUUUCCGUCUGAUAAAAGGUGGAGAAGCAACCCAAGUGUCAUAAAGAAGAGCCCACGGGGCACCAAGCCGCUGGGAAGGUGGCAGUGCUUCCUCUGGUCACUGCGGGGGCCGCUGGCCUUCCGGGGCUGUGGAGGGGCAGUUGCAACACCUUGGGUAGGCACAGCACGGCAGGGCUAGGGGAAGAGGGAUGGGAGCGUGCCUGCUCCAACAGGGAAGUUGCUGCAAGUGGCUCUGCUACCUAGCCCUGUCCCUGGAGGGAGAGUGAUCAAGUGAGAGAAGCUGCUGAAUCCUUAGGGGAAAGAGCAGCUACUGUAACUUUUUUUUAAGUUAAAGACAAAAGAAGCCUUGAAAAAAAAAAAGACUUUAUUUUUCUAAGUGUUAAACUCAGUAUUUAUGUAAUUCUUUAAGGAAUAAAAGUUUGGCUCCUGUACAGUUUUCAUGGGGUUUGUACUGUUGGGAGGGGAGAGGGGUGGGUGGGCGGGUGUGGAGACAGGAAAGGGCCUUGUUUUUGAGUUUGUAUUGUAACCUUGAAUAAUGUUCCUUCAGCAUUAGCGUUUAAGCUGCGCUCUCUGCCCACCAGCAUGUGCCAGGGACCGAGGUAGAUGUUUGCUUUCCUCUUCCCUGUGCUGAGGGCUCGUACACAUACCUGAGACGUCAGGAUGAAUGGGUGGGAGGUGAGUGAAGCUGAAGCAGGUAGCCUGCUCUUUUUAGAAUGAGGGGCUCGCAGAGUGCCUGGUGGCCCCAUCCGUCCCCGUCUUGGGGAAUGUUGCAUGUUCCGGUCUGCAGCAGUGUUGUUCACAGCUGCCUAUGGGGCUGUGGGCACCCCUGCUUCUCUCUGGGCUCUGUGGGGCUGAUCCCUAUUCCCUGUAUGCUCCUCAUGCAGGUAACCUCUCCUGCUGGGGCUAUUCUUUCAUAAAAGGACAAGGCCUUUCCUAGUGCCCCAUGCCAAGGCAGUUUCCAGAAUAGUCCGUGAGCCUUGGGCUGCCAUGUGGCCUGACCAGUGAUGAUGACACCAUGUGCUGCCUCCCUUUUAUAGCGUUGCUCACGUCCUUACUCAUGCCUCGUGUCCUGCAGCGGGGASCAAGGGCUUGCUGUGUGAUGCCCCAAGCCGGUCUGAGCUGCAUGGGAGCUGCUCAAUGACACCUCCAAAGGAGAGACAGAGAGAGGAGAAGAGGGGAGGAAAACAAACAAAAAGGCAGGAGGUGGCUACGUAGGAGUUUACCCAGGGAGAAAACAGGAUUUGAGUUUGUGCUAUACUUUCUAUCAGCAGAUUGAGAUGACCUAACUUUGCUUUGCCUUUGCUAGCACAGUGGAGUAGGGCUGCUGGGCCGGAAUGGCAGGGGCAGCCCUGCUGUUAUGUGAUGUUGUGCGGUCUCUCCCCUCUGGCUCCCAAAAGGUAACUGCUGGUUAAACGCUAAUGGUGUAUUUUAUUUAAGUGCAGACUUGUAAGAACACUUGUUUAUCAGGGACGAAAUUACAUUUAUUGUGUGGUAACAUUUUUAGUUCAUUUUACUGGUUUGG
Molecule: messenger RNA, 3622 nt
Organism: Nothoprocta perdicaria
Lineage: Eukaryota; Metazoa; Chordata; Aves; Tinamiformes; Tinamidae
Gene: SRF
Product: serum response factor
Exons: 7
Coding region: 106-1200 (364 amino acids)
Source: RefSeq, a predicted model, not a curated record